Brugia pahangi is the source of this 576-nucleotide messenger RNA. The record is from the annotation of a GenBank genome assembly. Lineage: Eukaryota; Metazoa; Nematoda; Chromadorea; Rhabditida; Onchocercidae.
AUGGUGAGGUAUGUGAGGUUUAUCUACUGUUCCGUUAUUAUCAUCCAAUACACUACACUACUUGACGAUAAUGUUAUCAGCAAGUUCACUUUACAUCUUUUCAAAAGUGAAGGUUUUAUUGAUGAAUGGGCUGUGACAUUUUAUGAAAUAGUUGUGAGAAGGAAGAAGAGGAAAGAUGACCUCUCUACUUAUCCUCAACAAUGUGUACCACUUUCCAUCUGUAUUCGUCAGGAACAACUAUUUAAUGGUAAAAAAUUGUUAGUUUGCGGAGUUGAUUCUUCAACGAGUAGUAUCCAUCCACCAGUGCAGCAUCGUGCUCUACAAUUACCCCAAUUACCACUACCCGAAGAACUGGAUUAUGGUGGGGAAAUUCCGAACUGUCGCGACGGUGGAAAACCUCUACUAGCCGCAGAUAUUGGAAUUCAUACAUGUGACAAAAAUUGUCCCGAAGGAUUCCGAUGUGAAUACAAAACAGCGAAUGAUACUACGAGGAAAGGUAUAUGUUGUCCAAACUUGAAAGAGUUGGAAAAAAUUUACAAUGAGGAUGAGAAACUGGAUAGAACUAUCAAGAACUGA